Messenger RNA from Effrenium voratum, 10117 nucleotides. The record is from the annotation of a GenBank genome assembly. Lineage: Eukaryota; Dinophyceae; Suessiales; Symbiodiniaceae.
AUGGCAAAGCACAUCUGCUGCACUGGCGGGGCGGGCUACAUCGGCUCACACACGGUUGUGAAGCUGAUCGAGUCCGGCUACAAUGUGUCCAUCAUGGACAGCUUGAUUAAUGCCAGUGAGAAGGUGGUGCCGAGAAUCAACGAGCUGACCGGGAAGGAGAUCCCAUUCUUCAAGGUGGACAUGUGCGACGCGGAGGCCGUGGACAAGCUCUUUGCGGAGCAGAAGUUUGACGGCGUGAUUCAUUUUGCUGGGCUGAAGGACCCUGUCAAGACGGGCAAGCAUGAUGGGAGGCACAGGCAUUGCAGCCUGCUUUCUGCGGACUUGAGACUCUGGCGGAUGCGGUUGGCUGCUUUGCUCAUCUUUUCCAUCGCGCAGGUGACGGGGUCUGAGCUCCUAGCUCUCUCUGUGAGCUCCCCCUCGCCAGGCGUCGUGGAUGUGCUCUGGGGCGCCGCCGCAGUGUCGGCUGGCGCCUCCGGGGCAUCGGAGUCCAGCUGCCUUGAGCUGGACGCCUGGAUUCUCACCGUCACAGAGCAGGGAGGCAGCCCCGCAACCGUGGAUGUGGGUGCGAGUUGCACCCCCUCGACGACGGCAGUGACAGGCCAUUCUUGCCAACUCGCUCUGGCCAGUAACACUUACUUCGACAUUGAGGUGCUUGAGAGCUGCUUCAUUGAGGCGACGAACUUCUCGAAUGCCUCGACUUAUUCCAACUCCUCGGAGGCAUCCCAGGCGACCGUCUUCGUGAUGGCCCAGACUGCUAGUGCUCCGAACAUUGUGGUUUCGGAUGUUGGCGAAACAUCCAUGACUGUCUCGUGGUCCUCUGCUGGGGAUGGCGACUGCGUCUUUUCAAAUUGGCAGGCUGAUUGGCAAGUCUACGGCGCGAACAGCUGGGCGUCAGUGGAGAGCGGCUCCGGGACGUCCGUGACCAUGACGGGCCUGGAUGCCAGCACCGCCUACGAGUUGCGCGUGAUGCAGGUUUGCACCGAGACGGCGCUGAACUCUGCGUAUUCGCAAACCACUGAAGGGCUGCUCACCCUUCCUGGUACUUUCAACGUCUAUGUGGGCACAAGCUCGGACACAAGAGUUAUUGAACUCAGCUACGGCGCGUCCCGGUGCCGAGUGAUCAAGGAGUGCUGCGGAGAUCAGUGGACGGUUUGCCACAGUGGCGACGACAGAAAGACAGUGACCUUGAGCCGCAUGGAAGUGACCGGUGGUUGGGGCCAGCAGGUCUGGCUGCAGUGCACAGCGCUGUCGGUGGCCAGCUUCACCUCCUUUGCGGAGGUGCAAGCGCCGGCACCCCUGUGGCUGGAGUUCCACGAGGCCACCAGGACGACCAUGCUGGCCAAGUACCGCCUAGGCUACAUCAUCGACGAGAGCUCCACUUGUGACUGUGCCACUUUGUCUUUGGAGCUCAGCGCUGACGGCUCGGGCGUGUGGGACCAGUUCCGCGGCAAGGACGACAGCUGUACUCUGAAAGGUACUAGGGAGUGCUACCUCAUCGAUGCGAUGCCAGACACCAAGUACUUGGGACGAAUGAAGAUGUCCUGUGAGAAUGCGUCAGUGGACAGCGAGUACACGUACACGCAGGACUACAUCAUCACUCCGCCUGGCUGCACAUGGUCGACCCACACGGGCCAGUGGGGCCAGGGCACAAUGUUCGAGUGCGUCGACGGAACCUUCUGCAGCGAGAGCGACCCCUCCUGCUGCAUAGCUCAUGGCGGUAGAAUUCGGUGUCCAGCGAGCACGCCCUUCAUGUGCCACAACACCAACGACUGCGCCGACUCCCAGGAGCGCUGCUGCAUGGCAUCGGAGGAGGAGUGCCAGGGCCACGGUGGCCUGCGGUCCUGUGAGGUGCCAGCGAAGAGCCCGCUGAUGACCCAAGUGGAGUCGCUGGGGCCGGUGGCCCCAGGUUGGAGGCACCAUUUGGCGAUUUUAGGCAACCAGGAUGACGCCAUGAGGCCAGCCUCCAUCACGGUCUCCUGGCAGCCGCAAGAGUGCCCCAGGGUCGGCCGUCGGUCCCGAGGGGCCAGUCAAUCACCCGCGCCGCGGACUCGACAGAUCGGGUUCUCGAGCUGCACCUUCCUGGAGUGGACUUGGAUGCAUGAAUGCAAUGCCAAGAACUUCGACCAGCAGAGCUGCACCAUCGAGAAUCUUGAGAGCUUGACAGACUACAACGUCCAGGUUUGGCAGCACUGCACCAAUGACGAGCUCAACUCUUACCCGGCCAGCACCUCCACGCCCGUGGGUACGCGGCCGAUUCCCGCAGUAGCUCCAUCGGCCUUGUUCUGCACUCAAAUGGAGCCUCUUCGCUUCUACGCGGAUUGGUGGGCCAGCGCCAGCGAGGACUGCGAGUUCGUGAGCUGGGAGCUGGACGCGCAGCUGCUGCCCAGGACUGCGGGCUUUACUGCGGAUGGCCUCUAUGAAGAGGCGGCGCCUGGAGGAGACUGGGUCACCAAGUGCACGCUGUACGACCGGACUGGACUGGACUGCUGGGUGGAGGAUUUGCUCGCCAACCGUGAGUACAAAAUCAGGGUGCGGGAGACCUGCACGAACCCCUUGGCCAACAGCCCCUUCUUCCAGAGGUACCAAGAGUGCACCACGCUGACGAUGCCGGCCUUCGAGCCUUUCGACCUGGCGGCCUACAACAUGGGCCUCUACACCUUCGAGGUGAGCUGGCUUCCCAAUGACCCGAAGGCGUGUAUUUUCCAGUACUGGGACGUGCAGGUGAAGGUGAAUGGGACCGCCUGGCCGGAGGGUGAUGACCCGCCUGUCUUCGGGUGCCGCCUCUUGGAUCGAGGCACCACCAACUGCACGGUUCAUGUCGGGCUCAACAGCGGGGAGUCUUUCGAGUGGCGCAUCCGUGAGGCGUGCACGGUUCGACGGCUGUUCAGCAACUGGGUCUAUUACCCGGGCGUUGCGGGCACGCGGCUGCCUGUUCCUGCAUCUCAGCCGGCGAAUCUGACGGCAAUUUCAAACUCCCCAAGCCACGAUGUCGCCUACACCUCGCUGGAUGUGUCAUGGGACGCUCUUCCUCCUGGAGAGUGCAUCUUCACCGGUUGGAAGGUGGAGACCAGCAUCCUCGGUCAAGCUAUCUGGCAGGAGUCUGCCGAGUGCCGUGCCAAUUCCCGGGAGCCCUUCGAGUGCAUUAUCACCACGGGCUUGUUCAGCAACGUCUACUACGACAUGCAGAUUUCCGAGACCUGCGUGGAUCCGAACGCGGAGGGCCCGACGCUCGCCAUCUCCAACAUCGCGCGCACGCGCCCGGUGCCAGCGGUGGCGCCGGUGCUGGUCUCCGUGUCUGCCACCAGCGCGCGCUCGCUGGGGGUUAACUUCAUCGCGCCAUCCAUGGGGCAGUGUGUCUUCAAGGCCUACAAGAUGGAGUGGAUGAUGCAGGGCUGGGACUACUGGUUGCCGUACGACGACUGCACUCGGACCUCCCUGUGCUCAGUGGGGAACUUCCCCGCAAGCCAGAGCUACUACACGGUCCGAAUGAUGGUCUCCUGCGAAGAUUCCCUGGCUGACAGUCCGUGGGUGGAGUGGCCGGACUUCGUGCAGACCUGGCCGGAGCCGGCGCAGGCGCCCACCAACUUCACCUUGGUGGAGCUCACGGCCUACAACGUGACCUUCACCUUCGAGCCCGGGCUGGGGCUGGACUGCACCUGGGCCUCAUGGAAGGUCCAGAUCCUGCAGGGCAUUUCCGAUCCGACGUCGGAGCAUUGGACAGACCUCACGGAGUGUGAGAAUGAGAUGCAGUUCCGGGAGAACUUGACCUGCACCGUGACGGGCCUCCUGAGCAACACUCCGUACCAGGUGAGGGUCAGGGAGACCUGCACGAACUACAUCUACGACAGCGGCUGGGGCUACUCGCCCCAGUUCUACUCCUCCAUGCCCGUGCAAGCGGGGCUGCCACAGGCCUUCGCUGUGGUGGAGAACUCGGUGACUGCCUUCUUCUUCGACGUGACCUGGGUGGCUGGGCCGGCAGGGCAGUGCGUGUUCAAAGAGUGGGUCAUGGAGGUCUACCAGAGCUCCCCUGAGAUGGGGGACUGGGCCCUGCCGCCCUUGGUCCAGCUGCUGGAUGACAGCCAGACAUGGGUGGAGCACAAGUGCCUGGCCAGCCGGGCGGCCCCUCUGUGCCGGCCUGGGGACCUGCCCCGGUCGCUGAAGCAAAACUCCACCUACGCAGUGCGUGUCAAGGAAAGCUGCACUGACCCCAAUGCGGAUGGCGACUUCGUAAUGCUCGAUUUCAAUGUGACUACCUCCAUCGCCCUGGAGCCGGCGGAAGCACCGGACAACCUCACCAUCAGCAAUGAGACCGCCUACACCUUCCUGCUCGAGUUUGAUGCUGGCGCUCCACAUGAUUGCUACUUUACGGGCUGGCACGUGGAGAUCCGAGAGAACUGGACGGAGGGGAACUACAGCAACGAAACCAACUUCACGGAGCUGAAUUAUUCCCUGUGGGUGCCUCGAGAAGAAUGUAAGGAGGAGGACAUAUUCCCGCGCGAUCGAAUGCGCUGUAUCGUGCCCCGACUGCGCAAGCACUCUCUGUACGAUGCGAAGGUGCGGGAGACCUGCUACGAGGGCUACACGGAGGCGCUGGACAGCGGCUUCAGCCCCGACUUGCCUGACCGGCAGGCGGAGACGCAGGUGCCUGAAGCUGCUACCACGCCCUUCGGCCUUGCUGCGUCUUCGCCUGGCCCCUACGGCUUCAGCUUGCACUGGUCUGCGGGCGACCCCAAGGACUGCCUUUACGAGAAGUGGCUGGUGGAGAUCAAGGACGAGAACUACACAGGUGGCCAGUGGCUUGAGGCCAUCGAAUGCGGGCGGGAGCCCCGCGAGACCACCAGCUGCACCAUCACCAUGCUCCACGAGGGCUACUUGGGGGAAGAGGCACACCUGCGCAGCGACACCGAGUACGGAGUGAGGGUCACGGAGUUCUGCGAGACCUACACUUCCAUCUACGAGCCCUGGGGCGGCUCUCGCGAACGUGCGGCGUACCUGGACAGUCCCAUCUACUACCUUCCCACAGAUUCUUUGCCCAGGACCCUGGUGCCGGUGCCGACUUUGACACCGACGAACUUCCAAGUCUUCGACAUCGAUCACCAGACCUUCCGGCUGAGCUGGGAGGCGCCGGUCUCCAACGACUGCCGCUUCCGGAACUGGACCGUGGAGAUCCGGCUCAUCAUUCACUGCGUGUCCGGCAACGGGUACACCAAUUGCACGGCGGUGGAAGACCAGCCUUGGACAGUGCCCUCCAGCUGCGUCAUCGAGGACCGCUCCAUCACUACUUGCCAGGUGCAUGAUGUCAUGAGCUAUGCCUUCUAUGACGUUCGGAUGCGCGAACGCUGCAGCGAUGCCACUGCGGAGAGUGGCGACGCUUCCCUGGUGGCGGAAAUUUGGCCCUUCCUGGCAGACACCCCGGAGAACAUGACCGUCACCUCCCCGGGACCUUUCACGUUGAACGUGAAGUGGGACCCCGGACUAGCGGAGGAGUGCGUCUUCAGCCACUGGGAUGUGCAGGUUCAGGUGCGGCGAUUUGGGGACCUCGAAGACCGGUUCUCACGGGCCUCGGUCUCUGAGAAGUGGUACGGCGAGAUACUGGACCUGGUGAACGAUUCGGCAUACUUGAAUUGGAGCUCGACCGUGGCCUCCUGCCGCUUGGAGGGCCAGCGGGAGGUGGCGGAGUGCAACAUCAGCAGCCUCGUCAGCAACGCUCUAUAUGACGUUCGCAUUGCCGAGCGCUGCGUGGACUCGCGGGCAGAUAGCUACUGGCUGGUGAAGCGCUUGCAAGCCACGAUCCCUGCCUGGGCUGAAACGCCCCUGGGGCCCAACGUGAGCAACGUGUCCACCACCUUCGUGGACCUUGAGUGGGCGGCGAGCGAGCCCCGGGACUGCCUCUUCAGCUCCUGGAAGGUCGAGGUCAAGCCGGUGGCCAUCAUUGACGACGACUGGAUCCCGGUCCCCGAGUGCUCUUUGCCGGAUCGCGGGGCCACCUCCUGCAGCAUUGUUGGGCUGCAGAGUUACACCAGCUACGACCUGCGCAUUCAGGAGACUUGUAUUCACAACACCAGCGAUAGUCCAUAUCUCCUCGACGUCAACUCCUUCACCACGGAGGUUGGCCAGGUGGUCUAUGUGGGCACGAACCCGGACACCAACUCCAAAGCCAUCUACUUCGGCUCCCAGGGUCUGAAUGCCUGCGCCUACCACACCAAGUGCUGCCGCGACGAGUUCUCGCUUUGCUACUCGACGGAUCAGGUGGACGUGAUCCGGACAGACUUGACAGAUGCUGGCUGGGGUCAGGACUUGUACUUGUCCUGCGUAGCAGACGCGGUGUCCCAGGACCAGAUGAAGCGAAUCGUGGCGCGGCCGCCGGCGACGUUGGAAGCGGUGGGUCGCACUGCGAAUUCCCUUGCCUUGGUGUGGCUGCCCUAUGGAUCAGGAGGGUACAUGAGCGACUGCUACUGCUCUGUCUGGAACAUCUUCAUGCGGCGCAAAGGCACUACCGAGUGGCUGCUUUCGCCCGACUGCAACAACAUGCCCUUCGCGCAGAGCAGCUGCACCGCGCAGACCCUGGAGGGCAACUGGCUGUUUCCCAACACCGUCUACGAGAUCCGCGUGCGGCAAACUUGCAGCUUUGAUCGCUUGAGCAGUCCCUAUGAGGAGAUUGAGGUGUCGACUCUGCCCGGCUGCACCUUCUCUCAGCACAGCGGCAGGGACGACUACUUCGUUUGUGCGGACGGCUUUGAGAGCAACAUCUUUGAGGGUGGCCGCUUCGAUGGCGACGGCAUCGGCUGCUGGCGUCGUGGUGGCCGAGCCGUGUGUGCCAAGAACUUCCCGUACAUGUGCGCAAGCCCGGACAGUUGUGCAAAGGUGACCAGCACGCUUGAGGGCGGCGUCCGAGCGGACCACUGCUGCAUGUCGGAACCCUGCGGCACCCGGAACGGGGGUGACCGGGAGUGCAUCGUGCGGCCACUGGCACCGUCCGACAUUGUGGUGACCUCCAGCACGCCGGAUUCCUUGACCAUCGAUUGGAAGGAGCAGGACUUCGUUGACACCACCUACUAUCCCUGCACCUUUCGGCGCUGGCAAGUGGACCUGAGCGAAUACUACUUCGAGCACUGGAGUUCGGAGUGGAGGGCUGCGCCCGAGUGCUACCUUGGGGACCGCAGGACCACAGUCUGCACAGUGACAGGCCUGCCAAGCAAUGCCAGGUUCCAGGUGCGAAUCAGGGAGGUUUGCGAUGAUGAGACCCUCAACGGCGACUACGAGCAGUACCCCACACUGGCACAGGUGAACCCGCUGCCGGCCGGUCCGGUCUCGGACGUCACGGCGCAAAGGGAGGUGUUUUGGCUGCUCGUCCAGUGGACUGCGGGCAGCCUCAACGACUGCGUUCACUUGGCGUGGCGGAUAAUGGCGACUUCAGGUGCAGAGUCCCACGUGUUCACCACCGAGGGCCAAGCCAGGGAGAACUCCUUCGUCAACAUGACUGGACUCACGGAUGGCACCAUCUACCAGGUCUCUGUCCAGGAGACGUGCGAAAACACCCUGGCCGACAGCGAGGUGGUCUCUGCCAGCAUCUCCACGCGACCCGAAGCGGCGGGCACACCGCUGCAGCCUUUGGUGAUGGCGGCUGGCCCAUAUUGGCUCUACGUGGAGUGGCAGCCCGGCCAGAAGGGGAAAUGCGACUUCCUCUACUGGGAUGUGGAGGCUCGCAAAACAGGUACCGAGCUGUGGCAGGAGUCACCACUUUGCACCGAGCGAAGUGAGAGCACACCCAGCUGCAACAUCACAGAGACCUUCUCCUGCUACAAGAACAAGUUCUACACCGGCUUCUACAGUGUGUGCAUUCCCGGCGUGGAGUGCCCCAUGACCAACGUCGCCACUGCCAAUGACUGCAAGGUCGCCUGCAGCAACCAGUCCGCCUGCCGGGCCCUGCGCUUCCAGGCAGCGUACAAUUACUGCUGGUUGGUGGACAGCAGCUACAACCAGCUGGAUGACGAUCCGCUGCAUGAGACUACAGGCUGUGCCCGACACCUGGGCCUGGAGAGCCUCACUGGGUACGAGCUCGAGGUGGCGCAGCGGUGCACCGAUCCUGAGGCGGACAGUGGUUGGGCAGUAGUGCUGGCUGGUGACGCGCCGAACCACACCACCAUUGCACCUGCUACACAGCCAGAGAACGUGGCGGUGCAGAGCGUGGCUGGCCGCAAUAUCAGGCUUACCUUUACCCCUGGCGCCUUGCGGGACUACAUGCCGAUCCGUGCGGACGGGCUGCGGUACGAGAUGGAUGACAGCACCGACUGCGAGUUCGUCCAUUGGGAGUUCCAAGUCAUGCUGAACCAGAGCGAGGCUCCUUCGAAUGGUCCAGCGCCCUGCUGGCAAUACCCCAUGGUCUGUGACCAGGUGUGGCACACAGUGCCCAGCAGCUGUGCGAGCAGUCUCCGCGAGACCGAGUGGUGUGAACUGCACGUCAUAUGGAGCGACGAGCUUUACCAGCUACGCAUGCGCGAGGACUGCGUGGAUCCUACAGCGGAUUCUCCCUUCACCGUGGAGCCCAUAUGGGUUGUGUCUGCGCAAGCCGAGGAUGCCUUGGAAUCCAGCGAUCUCGAGAGCGCCAACGAGAGCGUCCUCUGCUUGCCAGCGGUGCGCGCCCCUGCGCAGUGCCUGCUGCAGGGGUUGGUCUCCAACACCACCUAUUACGUCCGCAUUUGCGAGUCUUGCGCGGACUCGGAGGCAGAGGCCUGCGGAGACGCCUCCGACACAACGUGGAUGCAGUCGCCUUCUUCCCCCGGGAGCGUCCAGUUACAAUACAGAGCGCGCAGCCUCGCGAUGGUGAGCUUCAUGUCUCCGACGGAGCCUGGCAACUGCCUCAGCGAAGGAUGGGCUUUGGAGUACUUGAACGAGACCGAGCAGACCUGGCACCCCUUGGACACAUGCCCUCGUGCGCCCGGUGUAGUCUUGCAGCAGUGCUCUGUUGACAUCCACAGCCUGGUGCCGGAGUAUGAGUAUUGGCUGCGAGUCCGCGAGGUGUGCCUCGGUCUGAGCGCGCCCUCCGUAAGCUUCUUCCUGCCAGCACUCGAGGUCACAACCACUGAGCCUGUCGCCAUGGACCUUGAAUCUAACGUGUCCAACAUGAGCAAUGAGAGUGAGAUGGAGGACAUGUGGGAGCUGGAUGGAGAAGAGAACUACAGCAAUGCCAGCGCCAAUGCCAGCUUCAGCAGCUUCGCCAGCUACGCUAGCUACGCCGGCAAUGCCAGCAACGCCGGCAACGCCGGCAACGCCAGCAACGCCAGCAACGCCAGCGCCGACAACGAGGACGAUGAAGCUAAUGAGUCCUUUGAGAACUGGUCCAAUAGCAGCAACGCGAGCUCGGUGGUAGAUGAGAAUACGCAGGAGAUGCAGUCGAUGGCGGAGACGCGCUCGUCAUGUUCAGGUACCUGCGUCUGGACGCUGGGUCCUUGGAGCGCCUGCUCCAGCGGGUGCGGGGAGGGCCUGCAGAGCCGAGAGGUCCACUGCCCCAGCAGCUCCCUGGAGGACUGCCCCAAGCCAGUGCCGGAGAGCACCGUGGCCUGCACGUCGACCGCCGAGUGCAGCUGGGUGUCGUCUUGGGGUGAAUGCAGCGCCACGUGUGGCGCCGGUGUGCAAGUCCAGCAAUGGAGCUGCCCCAGCGGCAGCGCCUCGGACUGCGGCACUGCGCCGGCUUCUUCGGAGCAGAGCUGCUACGCGACUAUAGGCUGCGAGUGGCUCGCAUCUGACUGGACAGCCUGCAGCGUGCAGUGUGGCUUUGGAACAAGGGAGCGCACUGUGACCUGCUCUUCUGGUGUGGAGGCGGACUGCGCCGGGGCGCGCCCGGAUUCCACGGAGGUGUGCCACGAGGUGUCGGAGUGCAACUGGGCGGCGGGCGCGUGGGGCGCCUGCAGCAGCUCCUGCGGCGACGGCUUCCGCGCGCGGGAGGUGAGCUGCUCCUCAGGCGCCGCCAGCGACUGUGCGGCGCUGGAAGUGCCUGCGUCCGCCGAGCCCUGCCGAGAGGUGCGCGGACAGGGUGACAGGAGUCCUUGAGACCAAUGCUGGCCGUUUGCAGCUGGUGCUUCGCAAGCGUGACAUGCGGAUGCUGCAGCAGUGUUUC